AUGGAAAAUCCAAACAUUCAGGCAGCAUUAGAAAACAAUCGUGACAAAUUUCUUAAAAUUGUUCCCAUCGAAGAAUUAUUCACAAGGCUCGAACUGGAAAAGAUUUUAAGUCAAAAACAGGUAAAGGCUAUCCGAGCCUUGGAUGAUACGGAAGAUAUGAAUGGAAAGCUACUUAAAAUCUUAAAGGACCAACGUACGGAAGAGGAUUUCGUCUUAUUUUGCGGCUUACUUAAAAACAAUAAUGUUAAUGCAGUGAAAGCUUUCGGAGCUAAAUUAGAGGCUGAAGCUGGAGGAAAGUUAAACAAUCCAGUACCUAAGAAAACAGAAAUAUCGCUACACCAUUUAAAUGAAUUUAAUCUUAUUUUGAAAUAUAAUGCAACGGAACUUUCAGCUAAUGUGAAGGACUACUUUUUCCUUGUCGCUAACAAAAUUGGUAAAGACUGGAGUAAAUUAGGGAAAAUACUUAACCAAAGCAUUGAUACUGAUACUAUUAAAGAGGAACAAACAUCGGGUUUCGAUCGAGCAUACGCGGUCUUAAACAAAUGGUAUAAUAUGGUCGGUAGAGAUAUUGCAACCUCUAAAGCUUUAUUGGAAGCGCUUAUUGAGAUUGAAAGGACAGACAUUGCGGAUAAAUUUGUGAGCGUUAAGCCAUUCUUGUAUUAG
Molecule: messenger RNA, 663 nt
Organism: Trichoplax adhaerens
Lineage: Eukaryota; Metazoa; Placozoa; Uniplacotomia; Trichoplacea; Trichoplacidae
Exons: 3
Coding region: 1-663 (220 amino acids)
Biological process (GO): signal transduction
Molecular function (GO): protein binding
Source: RefSeq, a predicted model, not a curated record